UUCAGACCUCUUGAUAUGUCACCUGACAGUCUUGUGGUUUUGGAUGAAUAUGGCUCAUUGCUAUUAUUAACCUGAGUUGGCAGCUGGGCACAACAGGAGUUUAUAGGGAUUUUGAAAAGUGGAACUGCUCGGGGGACAAAGAUGCUUCCCAGUUGGCCUUUGCCGGAGUUUGACCCAAGUCAGAUCCGACUGAUCGUGUAUCAGGACUGCGAAAGAAGGGGACGGAAUGUCUUAUUUGACUCCAGUGCUAAAAGAAAAAUAGAGGAUGUUUCAGUGUCGAAACUCUGCAGCGAUGCUCAGGUGAGAGUUUUUGGGAAAUGUUGCCAACUGAAGCCUGGAGGAGACAGCUCUUCUUCCUUGGAUAGUUCAAUCAAUUCAUCCUCCUCUUUCUCUGAUCCAAAAGAACAAUGUCCAAAAUACCAGGGUUCUCGGUGCUCCUCAGAUGCCAACAUGCUUGGAGAGAUGAUGUUUGGCUCUGUGGCCAUGAGCUACAAGGGCUCCACACUGAAAAUUCACCAGAUCCGCUCACCUCCUCAGCUCAUGCUCAGCAAGGUGUUCACAGCUCGCACUGGAAGCAGCAUCUAUGGCAGUCUGAAUACGUUGCAGGACAGUCUUGAGUUCAUUAAUCAAGACAGCAAUACAUUAAAGCCUGACCACAGCACAAUUAUGAAUGGACUUCUUGGGAAUAUAGGUCUUUCCCAGCUUUGCAGCCCCAGGCGGGCAUUCUCAGAGCAAGGUCCGCUCCGCCUCAUCCGGAGCGCCUCUUUCUUUGCAGUUCAUAGCAACCCUAUGGAUAUGCCUGGGAGGGAGCAGAAUGAGGACAGAGACAGCGGUAUAGCCAGAUCUGCAUCUCUUAGCAGUCUGCUCAUCACUCCGUUUCCAUCUCCGGGCUCCUCGUUUAACAAAAGCUGUGCUAGCAGCUACCAGCGGCGUUGGCGUCGCAGCCAGACUACCAGCUUGGAGAACGGGGUCUUCCCUCGAUGGUCCAUGGAUGAAAGCUUCAACUUGUCAGAUGACAGCUCUGGUCCAAGCCCAGGAAUUGUUAGGAAGAAAAAGAUAGCAAUUGGGGUUAUUUUUUCACUCUCAAGAGAUGAAGAUGAAAACAACAAAUUUAACGAGUUCUUCUUCUCACACUUUCCUCUUUUUGAGAGUCACAUGAACAAACUGAAGAGUGCCAUAGAACAGGCUAUGAAAAUGAGCCGGAGAUCAGCUGACGCCAGCCAGCGGAGUUUGGCGUAUAACAGAAUCCUGGAUGCACUAAAUGAGUUCAGAACAACUAUUUGCAAUCUCUACACGAUGCCUCGGAUCGGGGAGCCUGUCUGGCUGACCAUGAUGUCAGGGACACCAGAGAAGAACCAGCUUUGCCAUCGCUUCAUGAAGGAGUUCACUUUCUUGAUGGAAAAUGCUUCUAAAAACCAGUUUUUACCAGCUUUGCUGACUGCAGUGCUGACCAACCACCUGGCCUGGGUCCCCACCGUCAUGCCCAAUGGUCAGCCACCCAUCAGAAUCUUCCUGGAAAAACAUUCUUCCCAGAGUGUGGACAUGCUGGGCAAAACUCAUCCCUACAACCCACUGUGGGCACAACUUGGUGACCUGUAUGGGGCUAUCGGAUCACCUGUGAGAUUAGCAAAAACAGUUGUGGUUGGCAAAAGGCAUGACCUGGUCCAGAGAUUGCUUUACUUCCUCACUUACUUCAUCAGAUGCUCUGAACUUCAAGAAACACAUCUUCUAGAAAAUGGAGAAGAUGAAGCCAUUGUCAUGCCCGGCACUGUUAUCACUACCACGCUGGAGAAGGGAGAAGUAGAGGAAUCUGAGUAUGUGCUUGUCACGAUGCACAAGAACAGGGGCAACCUGCUACCAACAGAGUCUGAAGAGAUGAGAGCUCCCAACUGCAGCUGUAAAUAUUGCAAAUGUCCCAUUUCCCUCGCACAGAACAUAGAAGGUGUUUCACACCAAGAGAGAGAAGACACACAAAGCACUCCUAAGGUAGAGCUGGAAACUUCUUCGGAUGAGAACAGAACCAUUGUUCCUGACGAUGGCCAGGAGGACACUGUUGAUGCCAAACAACCGAGACCCUGCCUGGACACCAAACUGAAAACUGUGGUGUGCACAGGGUCAGCUUCGCCAGAAAGAUGUGUGGGGACAGAAACUGGUUUGGAGCCAGCAGUAAACACAUGGAGGAGUGAGGACCCACUGGAGUCAGGCAGCCAGGAGGGAGGGGCGACGAGGACACCUGGAAUUGCUGUGGAGAAGAAGCCUCCCGACAAGCUCUUCUGCGACACGUUUCCAUGCAGCGCAGCCGAGGCUCAGACAAAGGUGACUUUCCUCAUCGGAGAUUCCAUGUCACCUGAUUCAGACAUCGAAUUGAGAAGUCAGGCAGUAGUGGAACAAAUUGCCAGGCAUCACAGCCCGCCAGCAGCGGAGGCAGGAGUGUCUGCUGAUCAGAACUGUGAAGCUAAACAAACUGUUGAGGACCAAAAUAGAGACUGCGGGACAGCUGAACCCUUUCCUCAAGUUGCUAGUGAGCAUCAGAGCUGGAACCCAAACCCAUACAGUACUGAGAGCCUAAGUCUGUUUGACGAGUAUUUCACUGAUGACAGUUCAAUUGAAACCCGGACUAUUGAUGAUAUUCCAGGGCAAACAGCUACGGACCUUGUUGCUCACAACAGUAGUUUAGAAUUUUCUAAAAAGCUGUGUACAAAGUCUUGCAAACCACCUAGUGAAUUUUGUAAAUUCGUGAACUCUGGUCAACAAGAGACCUACAAAAACUGCUUUAAUGAGCAGGACCAAAGAGAGAAAAUCUCUAUUCGUGUCCCCCAUGGGGACAGAGAAAACGUAGAGAAAAAAGUCGCCCCGGGAAUUGAUUGGGACAUUCCAAGAAAUGAGAGUUCAGACAGUGCCCUGGGUGACAGCGAGAGUGAGGAUACAGGCCAUGAUCUCACUAGACUGGGCACUAACUAUUAUGGAGGAGAACAAGAAGACUGGGCAGAGGAAUAUGAGAUUCCCUUCCCUGGGUCAAAAUUAGUUGAAGUGAACUCUGUCCAGCCCAGUAUUGCCAAUUUUGGAAGAUCCUUACUAGGAGGCUACUGUUCAUCUUAUGUCCCUGACUUUGUUUUGCAAGGAAUAGGAAGUGAUGAAAAGCUGAGGCACUGUUUGGUGUCAGAUUUGUCUCAUGCUGUGCAGCACCCUGUCCUGGAUGAGCCAAUUGCAGAAGCUGUUUGCAUUAUUGCAGACACAGACAAAUGGACGGUGCAAGUGGCCAGUAGCCAGAGGAGAAUGAUUGAGAAUAAACUGGGAAAAGAAGUGUUAGUCUCCAGUCUCGUCUCCAACCUGCUUCAUUCCACUCUUCAGCUUUACAAGCAUAAUUUAUCUCCAAACUUUUGUGUGAUGCACCUGGAGGAUCGGCUGCAGGAGCUCUACUUCAAAAGCAAGAUGCUGUCUGAGUAUCUCAAGGGCCAGAUGAGAGUCCACGUCAAGGAGCUGGGCGUGGUGCUGGGGAUUGAAUCCAGCGACCUCCCCUUGCUGGCAGCUGUAGCAAGCACUCACUCUCCGUACGUUGCCCAGAUCCUACUUUAA
Molecule: messenger RNA, 3576 nt
Organism: Acanthisitta chloris (rifleman)
Lineage: Eukaryota; Metazoa; Chordata; Aves; Passeriformes; Acanthisittidae
Gene: FNIP1
Product: folliculin interacting protein 1
Exons: 18
Coding region: 142-3576 (1144 amino acids)
Cellular component (GO): cytoplasm
Molecular function (GO): protein-folding chaperone binding; ATPase inhibitor activity
Source: RefSeq, a predicted model, not a curated record